This is a messenger RNA of Peniophora sp. CBMAI 1063, 2166 nucleotides long. NCBI's taxonomy places the organism in Eukaryota, Fungi, Basidiomycota, Agaricomycetes, Russulales, Peniophoraceae. The record is from the annotation of a GenBank genome assembly.
AUGGCCGGUACGGCGCCCAUCGAUUCCUUUUUCCCACCACAGACUCGUUCGACGCGUCAAUCGACCAAACGAAAAGGGCUCGAGCUUUUGAAUGAUGAUGAACGCGACUGGACGCCGUCAAAGCGCGUUAAGACGGGCAAGGGCAAGGCUGUCGCACAGCCCAGGCCGGCUCCCGCCAAGCAGAAAGCCACUCAUGCGUCCAAACAAGCAAAGCUAGCUUUCGGCCUCCAGACCCCUGCAUCGAGUGUGGCGACUCCCCAACCAUCCUCGUCCAGAGCUCGUAAACAGAUUGCGCUUGACGAGCCGGAUACUCCCCAACCGGCACCAACAACGUCUGCAUAUGACACCGACGUUGUCCUCCCCACACCACAGGCAACCGCACGAAAGGGCAAGGCGACGAGAGCAUUUCAUAGACCUACAGAGGAUGCUUCUGAACCCAGUUCUGGUACUCGCGCUGCCUCUCCCAUUAUCAUCAGCUCUUCGUCGCUAGACCACAUCUCCCCGCCUCCGGCCGCACGAGUGAAGCGAGCUGUUCGGCCACUUCGGACAUCCGGCUCUAUUAUCGAGCUCACCUCCAGCGAAGAUGAAGACGUUCACUCGAACCCGUUUGUGGACCGUACCGUCAGAUCUCACUCUCCCGGUUCGGACUAUGAGCUACCGCAUCUAUCCGGGCCUUUGUCGCCAUUAACGCAACAAUCAUCGAUCGAGUCGGGCCCUGGAUCUGUCCCCGAGUUCAAAGUGCCGGAGCUGCCUUCACACAUGCGCGAUGCGCCACGAUUGCAUCUUCGCUCGCAGGUCGUGCCUUCUUCCCAGUCGCAGGAGAUGUUCGGCUCUUCAUCCUCCCGACGAUCCGCGACUUCGCCAAUCACUGCGACUUCACCGUUGCUUGAUACCACGGAUAUGCGACGCGCCCUUCCUUCGUCUGGUCCGGAAAUAGUGUCAUCCUCGCAGACGCAGGAGUUGCCAUCCUUCUUUGCAACCUCGAGUCCUCCGCAGCCGUUUUCCUCAUCUCUGCCACCUUCAAGCGCACCUGAGUAUAGUUCGCAAAGCGCCACUCCUUUGACUCAGCUUCAAGAUGUCCAGCCUAUGAUUCUCGGCCCUCUACUUAACGAUCCGUUGUCUUCUCGCCUUGCACAGGACUCUCCUAGAAGCACACUACACAAAUCUAAUCAUUCAAGCCACAGUCAAGUAGAGUCCUCGCAGCUGGAGGAGCUUGAACUCCUCCUACCGCCAUCACCGUCGAGGAGUUCUCGGGCCGCCGCACCCACGAAGGCGAACUCCCCAUCUAGGCAACGCAGAUCACCUACUCCUGCUUCCACCCCAUCGAAUUUGCAGACAUAUAUCUUGUCCAAGCGCAUCUCUGCUCCCGGGGAAUCGGCCGAACGCGCGAGCCCGCCGCCCAGCCAAGUACCGGCGUCAUCUCAUAAGGCGCACAUUGUACCUUCAGACGCUCCCAUUGAUUCGGCGACUCGGGAGGAAGCCCUCACACCUGCGAGGGAGCAUAGAAUAUUCACUGACUCGCCUACUCAAGAAGAGACGCCUAUCAAAUCGCCUACUCGUGCGAUUCGACCCGUCGUAGAUGAAUCGCCCACGCAGGAGGAGCUAACCCAAUCAACCCCGUACAAGCGCCGCCGCCCGCGCGCUGAUUUGGGCGCAACAAAAAGGCCUUCACCUCUCAAGCCUCGCGCGCAGUCCAUCGUCGCAGAAUCUGACUCGGAUACGGAAUUGCGUGGCCCUCUACCUGCCCUGCGUCUCGGCGCAUCUCAGUCGGAUUCAGAAGCCGACGAUGAGGUGAAUGCGAACCGAGCAGGACCUUCAUCGCGAGCCGCACUCGCUCGCAUCGGCAAUGGCGCAUCGUUUCUGUAUACCGGAAGUGGGAAGCGGUCGCGAGACUUUUCGCAGAGGAGCAAGCAAGCGUCUGAAGGCCGCCCAAACGAUCAUGCAGCCCGUCUGGCCCAGCAGGACAUGGACAGCCAGGACGCGUUCUUCAACCCCGUACUUUCCCAGGGUGCAGAAUCGUCAUCCGACUUCGGUUCGUUCGUGGGGUCCAUAGACUCCGAUAUUGCAGAGUACAUAGCCAUGGAUAUCGAUCCGCCAAGCUUUAGCUUGCACACUCAGGAUCUUCUGCCUGUCAAGUCAGUCCUGGACCGGCGACCCAGAGAUUGA